Messenger RNA from Plasmodium malariae, 3738 nucleotides. It is a transcript of the gene WDR66, whose product is annotated as WD repeat-containing protein 66, putative. The transcript has 2 exons. Gene Ontology annotation, cellular component: motile cilium. The record is from RefSeq and is a predicted model, not a curated record. Gene Ontology annotation, molecular function: protein binding. NCBI's taxonomy places the organism in Eukaryota, Apicomplexa, Aconoidasida, Haemosporida, Plasmodiidae. The coding region runs from base 1 to 3738 and encodes 1245 amino acids.
AUGAAAAACGAACAUAUCGUGGACGAACCAAUUAAUUUAAAAUUUUGCUACGGAAUUAAUACAUCAUACAGCAGUGUGCACGCAAUUAAAAAAAGAGAGGAAGAACAUUAUGAAAAACGUAAUGAAGCAACAGAAGAGGAGGAGGAAGGAACGGUAGAGGAAGAUAACCUGCUCAUCAUUUACAGCUCUGAUAAUAACAUUGUCAUGCUUGAUGAGAAAAAGCAAGUAUUAUUUAGAGGACAUUUUAAUAAAAUUACCAAAAUAAGUAAAAGUUAUAACAACAAUUUUAUCCUUUCUUGUGACAAAGGAAUAAAUUCUUUUAUUAUUUUAUGGAAGGUGAGUAACAAUUCUUUAGAUCCUAUUAAAAAAUUUUGUUUCAAUAAUUCUCAACAAGAUGACACAAGUAAAAAUAUGUUAAAACAAAAUUUAGACAAAAGCAUAUUGCAUGAUAACAACGAGAAGGAAACUGUUACUCAACAAAUAAAUGAAAGCGAUAUAAAUACCAUGGGCUACGAAUGUGUAGACAUAAGUUUUGAUAACAGGUAUAUAUGUGCAUUGACGGAAAAAAGAAUAUACAUUAAAUCCAGUGAAACAAUAAUGCAAAAAAAUGCACUUAAAAUGAACGAUAGUAGUGAUGGUACUGCCCCUGUUUCUUCCACCACUGCUACUACCUUCACCGCUGCCAUUGCCGCUACCACUACUGCAACUGCUAAUAAAAGGAACAACACCGGGGGCGUGUAUUUCCAAGAUGUUGUCAUAUUUGACAUUAAUGGAGGAGGAAACCACGUGAUUUGCACAGACAGAAUAUAUGGAAAAGAGGGACAAGGGAAUAUUCGAUUUAAUAAAAAAUAUGAAAUUGUUUCAAAUAGUAGUUCAAAAUUAUAUAUUUAUAAUUUUGAUAAAAAGAAUAGAACUAUUAAUCAUUACAGUCCGUCUUUAUAUAAAAGUAAUAAAAUACAUGAACAGUUCAUAUUUACCGAGACAUCCUUUUUAGAGAAUUCCACCACAUUAUUAACAGGAACGACAAAUGGCUAUUUGAUUAUAUGGGAUUACAGUUCAAUUUUUAUAAAUAAAACCAAGCAUAAUAUAAAACAAAGAGAAUAUCAAAAAUCGCUAGAAAUCAGAAAAAACAUACCAAUCAAUAUUGUGUUAAGUUAUGGUAAUUUCAUUAUUCUUGGUUUGAAUGAUGGCUGUGUGCAAGUAUUUGAUAAUGACCUCAAAUGUUAUGCAUGGUUUGAAAAUAAGAAAAUAGGUGCCAUCAAAUCCUUAUCCUUUGAAUACUCAAACUUUCAAGAGGAUUUCUUUACCUGGAACCCUUUUGUUUUAUUUACCGAUCAGAAUAUUAUUAGGAAAAUUUAUCCCAACAGUUUCCACAAUAGAGAAAAAUCGAUUGAUGACGCUGAGGGAGCACAAAUUGACACUUCCAAACUUAAUGAUAAUGGCAAUCACAUCCAAAAGAACGUCCGAAGAAAUAUCUCUAGGAACAGGUACAUGAAAGAUAACCAAACUAACGAGAUACUCCAAGAAAAGGAAAACAAAAACUUUUACAAGAUUGACAAGCAACAAGAAGACAAGGAACACCUGUUUGGUAAUGGUAAAGACUUAAAAAUGGAUGAUAAUAUAUGCAAUAUACAUAAAGAAAUUACAAUGAAUAAUUUAAAGAAAAAAAACAUGAACCAUUCAGGUAAAAAUAAAACGAUUCUCCAUUUCAACAGUUCGUGCAUCAAUUGUAUAUGUACAAACCCUGUAAGUAGUCAAAAUGUGAUAUAUAUAGGAAAUGAAAAUGGACUAAUUGAAGUUUUUGAUUUUGAUAAAAAUGAAAAAGUGAACACUCUGCAACUAGCAGAGAAGGAAAUAACAUCAAUGAUUUUUAGUAACAACGGGAAAAUAUUUUGCGUCGGGUGCAAAUGUGGGUAUAUUCAACUGAUGAACUCAAGUACCUUUCAAAUUUUCUUCAGUAGUAAAGACUUAAAAUAUGAAAUAUCGUAUUUGUGUUUUAGUGAAGAUGAUAAGAUACUAAUUUGUUCAUCGGUAAAUGCAAAUAUAAUUAUUUAUAGAAACCAGAUGGGAAGCAGUGAGAAGGGAAGCAGUGAGAAGGGAAGCAAUGAAAGGGGUGACGAUGAGAAUGGUAAUUAUAAUAGCGCUAAUUAUGAGAGGGUUAACGGUGAAAAGGACAACUUAAUAUGUGGAUAUUGGAAUUUCGCUUAUAAAAUUAUCAAUAGCAAUAAUAUUACAUUUAAUGAUUUAAAUAUAGUAAAAGAAGUACAUAACAAUAACCAAUAUAUUAUUAUAGCAAUAACAAAUAACAGAUUUAUAAUUUUUCAUCAUUACAAUUUUAAUGAAAAUAUUGUUUCAAUAUCAUAUUUGUCUAUAGAACAAGUGUAUACCCCAACUUGUCUAUCUGGAAACUUAUAUUAUUAUAAUAGGCAAAUAUUAUGCAUAUGUAAUGAGGCAUCUAAAAUUCGAUUUUUUGAUUUAGAAACAAAGAAAAUAAUUAAAACGAUACACCUCCCAUUUAGGGAUAAAAGGGUCAAACAUUUCUUACCACUUAUUGAUUUAAAUGAUGAAAAAAAUAGCUUCUCCCCAGAUACGCAUACACGUGAUACUACUACAAAUAGUACUAAGGAUACAACUAAAAAAGUAAAAAACGAUAUGGAUAGUAAAAAGAACAUUUUUCUAUUCAUUUUGAAUGAAAAAAUGAUUGUAUUUACACAAACACCAAUAGAUGCGAAUUGUUUCAGAUAUCUUGGUGUUAUUGUUUGCAGUGGGAAUAUAAAAAAUGUUAUUUCUAAAAAUAAAAAUGUGUUUAUACUCAGUAAUAAUAAAAUAUUUUACUAUAAUAUUAACUCUGAAAUAUUGAAAAAAAGUAUUCAAACACAAAAUAAUACCUUAGAAACAUUCAUUGAACAAAUAGGUGGGAAAAGAAGUAAAAUCUACAAUCAAAUUAUGGACUCUUUUUAUUAUUGUGAAAUUCAAAAAAAAAAGUACCAACAAAAAAAGCAAAAACAUGACAUAAAAAAGUUGCUCAAUAUUUUAUCUAUUGAGUAUAUUUUUGCUUCUAUCAAUAUUUUCCUUUCAAAAUUUGAAAUACAAAAUAUAAUACAGGAGUAUCACUUUUACUAUAAAUAUGUUCUUCAGUUAUUAAAACAAAAAGGAUCACAAGUAAAUGAAAUUUUUUCUGUUGAUGAUGUAAACCUUGUCAGUUACAAAUCAGACGGGGAUAUCCUCCUUCAGAAUGUAUUUUUCGCCGACUCAAGUACUCACAAAGAUGAACGAACAGAAUGCAAUGGACACUUAUUAAGCUACAGUCGAACACAGGAGAAGACCUCAAUCCAGGAUAUAAAAAUACUCAAUAGUUCGGAAGCAAACAACUAUCUUAAUAAAAAGACAAACACGGAGGUAAGAACUCAAGAAGACCCUAACGCUUUGGACAUUGUAGAAGACUGUGAAAAUAUAUACUUUAAUAUUAAUGCAUUUAUAUAUACCUAUUUUAAUUUUGCCAUAGAAGGCGAAAUAAAUUUUCAAAAAGUGAUAGAAGAUAUAGGAAACUACUACAAAGAGAAGAAUAUGAAAAAAUACAUUUCAUAUAACGACCUUAUGCAUAUGUUAAGAAAUUACGGAGAAAUAAUGGAUGAGAAUGAGUUCAAGAAAAUUUUUCAAAUAUUUACAAAAAAAGAAGAAUCUUUUAAUGCUGAGGACAUACUCGAUUUAGGCAUGUUAAAAAAAUUGUUGCAGUAG